Messenger RNA from Effrenium voratum, 639 nucleotides. The record is from the annotation of a GenBank genome assembly. Lineage: Eukaryota; Dinophyceae; Suessiales; Symbiodiniaceae.
AUGGCCGGCGCCAGCCCGAUGUGGGAGGCCAUGUGGGCCAAGGGCCUGAGGCCCAAGGAGGCCUUCGAUGUGGGGGGGCCCUCCCCCACCCUGGCGGAGGUGCUGGCGAAAGGUUCCCUGGGCGCCGGCGUGGGCAAAUGCGCCCUGGUGCCCGGCUGCGGCCGCGCCUACGACGCCCUCGCGCUGGCGGAGUACGGUUUCGAGCGCGUGGUGGCUGUGGACUUGGCCCCGACCGCUGUGGAGGCGGCCAAGCAAUUCCUGGCGAGCUGCGGGAACCCUGCCGCAGCCCGGGUGGAGAUGCAGUGCGCUAACUUCUUUGAGAUGAAGCUUGAGCCGAAGGCAGACGUCAUCUGGGACUGCACCUUCCUUUGUGCCCUGGAUCCAUCGGCGCGGACUGACUGGGCCCGGAAGAUGGGGGAGCUGUUGGAGCCUGAGGGAACGCUGAUCACCUGCAUCUUCCCCAUUUGUGACAAGGAAGGUGGGCCUCCCUUCGCCAUGUCCGUGCCCUUGGUGAAGGGCUUGCUGGAGCCUGCAGGUUUCAGGGCUGCUGAGCUGCGAGAGGACGCAGCCAGACACACCGCAGGGGGUAUGGCAGCGGGCACUGCGCUGGGGCUGUGGACCAAGGCAGCCGGGCGUUGA